This is a messenger RNA of Brassica oleracea var. oleracea, 234 nucleotides long. RefSeq names its product defensin-like protein 47. NCBI's taxonomy places the organism in Eukaryota, Viridiplantae, Streptophyta, Magnoliopsida, Brassicales, Brassicaceae. Bases 1 to 234 code for a protein of 77 amino acids. The transcript has 2 exons. The record is from RefSeq and is a predicted model, not a curated record.
AUGGAUUUUCCGUUCAAUGGUGAAUUUUUGGCACAAGAACCAAAAGAGCUGGAAAAAAUUUCAUAUGAUCACUGCAGUACUUUGUGUUCGGAUCACUACGCAUGGCAUGAAUGUUGGUUUGACUGCUUAAGAAAAGGGUAUGAAGGUGCUGGGGUGUGUGCUUCUCCUUCUCCUAAUGUUCCUAAGAAAUGUUGUUGUCAAACUGAACCGUCAAACUUAUACCUUCAUUUCUAA